This is a messenger RNA of Moneuplotes crassus, 2140 nucleotides long. The record is from the annotation of a GenBank genome assembly. Lineage: Eukaryota; Ciliophora; Spirotrichea; Euplotida; Euplotidae.
UAGAGGGUUUAAGACUAAAAUGCCAGGAAAAGACAAAAAAGAGGAGGGUUUACCGCCUAAGUGAAGAUUUUUCUAUGACCUUGGAGGAUGUAAGCUUGGCAAGCGAUGCAAAUUUUAUCAUGGUACAAGAGAAGAGCUCAAGACUUACAAGCAGACAGAGUACAUUGAUUACCAGCCUUCAGAGCCAGGCUUGAAGAAUAAAAAGUCAAAGAACAAAAAUAUGAAAAUUGGAUCUAAGAAAGCAACAGCGCUUGACGACUACUAUGAUGAUUAUGUUGGAGGUGGUGCUGAUGGCUACUACGAUGACUACUAUGAUGAUUAUUAUGAUGAGUAUGCUCAAUUUGAGGAAGAUCAGCUCUACGGUGACAAAAAGGGAAAAGGAGGAGGUGGUGGUGGUGGAGGCCACAAAGCCCACCCAAACAAGAAGGAGUACAAUUAUGAAGAAGAGAAAAAGAUAGAUCCCCUAAUGAGGCCAAAGAAAGAGAAAAAGAAGAAGAGAAGACCUUCAAUCGACUUAAAAUCAUUAGAUCCUAGUACUUUUAAAGAGAAAUUUGGGGGAUUUAACAAAGACGAUUAUAAAGAAGUUUUGAGCAAAAAUAGCAAGUUCUUUGAAGUGGGAUAUUCAAAGUAUAUAGACUCUGUACAUGAAGUUGAAAAACUCCUAGAGGAUGGCUACAGGAAGGAAGAUGUAGACAAUCCACUUCAGAAAGAGCUAAUGAGUCAAUUAUGCUUUGCAGAUGUCAGAAAGCCAUCUUUCCUUAUUGAGCAGGCAAAUAUCAGGAAGAAUUUCAUUCAUUCCUUCCACACAGUAAAGGAAGCGAACAAGUCUGCUCUAGCUUUGUUCUGUGUAAACAUUAUCCCAAAAUGUUUCAAGGAAGAAUUGAAGGAAAAACUUCUUGUAGAGUACAUAGAGAUCUAUGUACUCCAAAAGAUGAAUGAGCAGGAGAGUGAUAUCUAUCCUUGCUUUAGUAUCAGAAACACUGCAAUUCCGAAAGACAUCAAGGAUGCUAUGGAGAAUGUCCUUUUUGAAACCUCAAAGAACUUGAAGAAUGAAAAAGUUCUCCAUGCCUUGAAGCUGGUGGAGUUAUACCUCCCUGAUAUGAUGAAGACAGUCCACGAGAAGUUGACUAUGGAUUCCGAAGAUUUUUGGGCUAAGAACGAGUUGAGGAAGCUGACAGCUGCUAAAGAGUUUUAUCCACUUGCUGAGUUUAUCAAACAGCCAGAAGAUAGAUGGAAAUAUGUGGCUGGAUUUGUCAAUACAAAAUCUCUCCAAGAAUGUAAGAGUGAAGUCAAGUUUCAAGAAGGAGUGAAGAAGGAUAAGGCAGACAAGGAUGCAAAUAAAAAUGGAAAGACUGCUAAAUAUGUAUCAGCUGAUACCCUAGGACUUCAAGACAAAGAAGAAUCAAAGGAGUUUAAGAAAGAGGAGGAGGAAGAUGAUGAAGAUGAUUGGACCUUGCAGGAGAGGGUGAAAGGAAGUCAACAUGAAGUUAAUGCAGCAAAGAGUGCUCUCCAAAAUUCAACUAAAACUCUCCUUUUGAUCUCAAACGUUGAGAUGAUAGAUGUUGCUGCAGCAGGAAUGAGUUUCAUGAAUAUUUCAUGCAUGUGCAUUAUAUGUGGAUUGGCAUUUAAGGCAAAACUAAAAUUAUUAGAUACUAAGGAUAGAUUGUUAAAUUACUCAAGACCAUGCUACAAAUGCAAAUCAAAAAUAGUAGUGAUAUGCAACUUCAACUUGAUCCAUAUUGGGAAUCAAUACGAUGCAGGAAGUUUAGUUUCUGUAAACACUAAAUUGAUCGAUAUCAAUUCAGUGAGUUUUGACAUUACCUGUGACCAUUGAUCAUAUGCUUCCCCACAAGAAGACGUUCUCCCUGCUCAGAAUGCUAUUUUCAACUGCUUCUCUUGUCAUAAAAAGCUUGAAUUUGGAUAUGGUAGUCUAUCUCUCGAAGAGACAAAAUCCUAUGGGAUCGAAGGAAUGACGAAGUUCAAAGGAGUUAUCGAAUCGAGGAUCAAUAGACUAGAUGAAAAUAAAGAUUCUAAGACAGGCGGCAACAAAGGAGCAAAGAAGGGGAAAGAUCAAGGUGGUUUUAGUCAAGCUAAAGGUGGAAAGAAAGGAAAGGGCAAAGGAAAGAAGAAGGGGAAAUAG